Messenger RNA from Sebastes umbrosus (honeycomb rockfish), 4549 nucleotides. Its product is annotated as mucin-2. Gene Ontology annotation, biological process: cell-cell junction assembly. The transcript has 14 exons. The coding region runs from base 161 to 3709 and encodes 1182 amino acids. The record is from RefSeq and is a predicted model, not a curated record. NCBI's taxonomy places the organism in Eukaryota, Metazoa, Chordata, Actinopteri, Perciformes, Sebastidae.
GAGGCUGCAGCUUUCAGUCUGAGCCACCUGUAGCUCUCAGCGAGGAGACAACGACACUACAGCACCGUUAUAUAUCACCGUUACACCGGGAGAAUCACCGGGCUUCUUUAACCGACUGGUCCUCCUCAGUUCAGCUGUUUUACAACCAAAGACUUGAAAGAUGUUUCUCAGUUAUCUGCCUGUCGUGUUUCUCCUGGCUGCUGUCGUUAAAGGAAUGACAACAACUGAUUCCACCACACAUAAUGUCACCACCAAUGACACAUCCACCACUCCUGCAAUCGGCAAUCACUCAACAACCAGUUUUACAACUUUACCACCAUCCUCAGAAGCUACGGCAACUACAGAAAAUGCCACAGCAGAAUAUACAACUAUGACACCAUCAGCCACCCAUUCAGAGACGGCCUUCACCCAGCCAAGCACCGAGUUCUUGAACACCACAGCGCCAGUCAACGGCACUGUUACUGAGAACAGUAACUCCACCACCAGCCACCCAACCGACUCUCCAUCAGCUCCAACCAGCGGUACAAUGCUGACCGCUACAACCCCCACCAACACUAGUGAGACUACAAAUAUAACCACCACAACUACCAUUACACCAACCACAAGCAACGACACAACUACUACUACACCAACCACAAGCAACGACACAACUACUACUACACCAACCACAAGCAACGACACGACUACCAUUUCACCAACCACAAGCAACGACACAACUACUACUAGACCAACCACAAGCAACGACACAACUACUACUACACCAACCACAAGCAACGACACGACUACCAUUUCACCAACCACAAGCAACGACACAACUACUACUAGACCAACCACAAGCAACGACACAACUACUACUACACCAACCACAAGCAACGACACGACUACCAUUUCACCAACCACAAGCAACGACACAACUACUACUACACCAACCACAAGCAACGACACAACUACUACUACACCAACCACAAGCAACGACACAACUACUACUACACCAACCACAAGCAACGACACAACUACUACUACACCAACCACAAGCAACAACACAACUACUACUACACCAACCACGAGCAAUGACACGACUACCAUUACACCAACCACCAGCAACGACACAACUACUACUACACCAACCACAAGCAAUGACACGACUACCAUUACACCAACCACCAGCAACAACAUGACUACCAUUACACCAACCACCAGCAACGACACAACUACUACUACACCAACCACAAGCAAUGACACGACUACCAUUACACCAACCACAAGCAACAACAUGACUACCAUUACACCAACCAUCAGCAACGACACAACUACUACUACACCAACCACAAGCAAUGACACGACUACCAUUACACCAACCACAAGCAACGACACAACUACACCAACCACGAGCAAUGACACAACUACCAUUACACCAACCACAAGCAACGACACGACUACCAUUACACCAACCACAAGCAACGACACAACUACCAUUACACCAACCACAAGCAACGACACAACUACCAUUACACCAACCACGAGCAACGACACAACUACUACUACACCAACGACAAGCAACGACACAACUACUACCACACCAACCACAAGCAACGACACAACUACCAUUUCACCAACCACAAGCAACGACACAACUACUACCACACCAACCACAAGCAACGACACAACUACUACUAUACCAACCACAAGCAACGACACAACUACUACGACACCAACCACAAACAAUGACACAACUACCAUUACACCAACCACGAGCAACGACACAACUACCAGUACACCAACCACGAGCAACGACACAACAACCAUUACACCAACCACAAGCAACGACACAACUACCAUUACACCAACCACAAGCAACGACACAACUACCAUUACACCAACCACAAGCAACAACAUGACUACCAUUACACCAACCAUAAGCAACGACACAACUACCGUUACACCAACAACAAGCAACAACAUGACUACCAUUACACCAACCACGAGCAACAACAUGACUACCAUUACACCAACCACAAGCAACAACAUGACUACCAUUACACCAACCACAAGCAACAACAUGACUACCAUUACACCAACCACAAGCAACAACAUGACUACCAUUACACCAACCACAAGCAACAACACGACUACCAUUACAGUCACAACACAGCCGGGAAACAUCACAACAACUACACAAACCAACAACAGCACAGCAGGUACAAGUACAGUAACUCCGGAAAGCUCUACAGCUGUACUAACUACAACUACACUAACAAACUCUACUAACACGUCUCCUGAGACCCCCACGUCCACCACCAUACCCUCAGCCUCCACUCCCACCACUAACACAACACUCACAGCUGGACCCCCAACCUCUUCACCUACCUCCACCUCCAGCUCUCUCCCUACAAACACCUCCCCAGGCAGUAGCACCGCAUCCCCUACUGGAAAUAUCACCACCCUUAGUCCCUCAACAACAACCACAGGAGUGACUGGCCACACCACUUUGACUCAUUCAACUAAACCAGCUGGUGGAAAUACAACAGCCUCAUCUACCACCGCUACAAUCUCCCCCACCACCAUCAGUACUGGUACCACCCAGCGACCAACAGACAUCACUACCAACAACUCCACCACAGCAGCCCCACCCAUCCCUCCAGUCAUAGCGUGUCCUGCUGUCCCGUGCCCUCUUGAAAGCGUCUGUCUUGAUGGCACAUGCCAGUGUAUCUCUGGUAGCUUCCUGGUGGAUGGCCGCUGUGUACCCGCUCAAGUGUUCCCCGGCCAGCUUCAUAUCACCUCCUUGACAUUUGUAAACCAAAUGAGCAACAGGUCCUCAGAAAUAUUCCAGAGUACGGCAGCUGAUAUCUCAGCAGCGCUCAGAGAUGCCCUCAAAAAUCAGCCGGGGUAUAAACAGUCUGAUGUUGUACGACUUGAAUCAGGAAGUGUGCAAGCAACUGUAAAUAACAUCUUUGAAAAUACCACCGCCACUCAGGAAUCUGUUGAUCAGGCGAUUAAACAGGCUAUAACCAGCCAACAAACUGGAUUGUUGGGUAAUGCUUCAUUUACAAGUACAGACCUGUGUUUUCAGAAGCCGUUACCCUGUGAUGUCUUCACUACAUCGUGCGCAAAUACAAAUGGCCGGGUUUUAUGUUCCUGUAAAGAGGGCUACAUCUCCAUGCCGUACUCCAACACCAGCUGCAGAGUGUGUCCAAGUGGGCAGAGGGCAGCGGGAGACAAGUGUCAACCAUGUGCAUUCGGAUAUGCCGGCUUCAACUGCAAUGACUCCGCUUUGCUGGCAGUGGUGGUCAUCUCCUGUGUACUGGGAGGAGUUCUUCUCAUCAUUGUCCUGGCCUUGCUCGCAUACUGCUGCUGGAUGAGAUGCUCAGAGGGCAAGCCAGACUACAACAGCAGUCCAUACUCAUCAGGUGACGCAAACCAGCCGUGGCCCCCCGGCAUCACCCCCAUCCCCCGGGCCUCCACUAACUUUGAUGCAGCUCCUCCCAUAGAGAUGACAGAAGGGGGCAGCACUCGUGCCCUGGUGGACAAAAAGCAGCAAAACAACGGAUUGGGGUUUCAGGCGAAGAUGAAAGGAGGGAAAAAGGGAUCGUACGAUCUCAACCCAGAAGCAAUGAACACCUUCACAGGUAAAAAUCCAUCCCGUUACUCCUACCUGGUUCAAGGCCACGAGAACCCCUACUUCUUACCAGGAGACGGCAGCAAAAACUGAUGAAAUCCAGGUAGAAAUGAGGAUCAAAAAGAAACCACUGAUUGCUGAGUCUACAGGCACAUUUCCUCAGCAGGACCAGGUUAUUUAUACAUUGUUGAACUUGCUUGGAUUUAAUGACAAAUCACAAAGAACACUUUUUUUAACUGGGAAACAGCCACCAAAGAGAUUCAUUCAUACGAGCAAGAACAUUUGAACAAUUGUUUUUGUGCAGUGCAUCAUGUCUGUUGCUGAUCAUAACCAGUAGAUGUUGCUGUUGCUCAGUAUAACUGUCCUGUUGUUUUACAAGGUAGAUUUUACUUUUUUUUAAUGCUAUUAAUAAAUCAUCCUGUAGUCUCUUAUAUUGCUAAUUGCACUAAAGUGUGUGUUAAGUUUACUACCAGUUUUCCUCUCAAAUCAAAAGGUAAAUUGAAUGUGGGCUUUCAGGGGCUGCUAGAUAUUUUUCUUAUGGGUGUGAUUAUUUUUUUAGAUAAAUAAAUCUUGCACGACUAAAGGGGCUGGAUCCCUGGUUCAGGGUGUUUUUUAAAGGGAUUUAUAUCGUAGCCGUCUAAAGCUGAGUACUCUUUGUAUGUUGAAGCUGCACUUGCAAAAUGUGCCUGUUUUAAUCGUCUGUUUGACAAACAGGAAACAUGCAAAGCUGGUGAUAUAUAAAGCCUGUCUCCUGGAUGUGCCAAUUAUCACUUGUAUACAUUUCUUUUUAAAACUCUCAUAUAUAUAUUUAUCCUUGUGUGUCUGAGACAGUGCACUAUUUUAUAUGUGUGUAAAGGUUUUGUAAAUAAUUGAAGAUCUUUUGGCACUGAAUGUGUGUUUGUGUGCAAUGGAAAUAAAUUAAUUUAAACAGUC